GAUGUCAACAGAAAUCUUUUCUUCAUGCAUUGCAUAUCUGAUCGAAAAUUGUACUGGUGUUGUAUUAAUUAAACAAUUUGAAGGCACGUCGAUGCAAUCAUCUGAGUUGCGAGAGGCUUUGAUUGACAGCCAAGUUUAUGAGCAUUCCAAUGAAUUGGAGGAGUUCAUCAGAUUUGACCCCAGCGACACCAUAUUCCAAGAAUUUGACCCUCCAGAACACCUAGAAUCCGAUCCUAAAGGAUGGAGAAAAAGCUUGCCAACGUUAAAGAAAUCUCUUUGGGAGUGUCUUAAAAGUGUGCUUCUUAUUCAAACAGUGGCUGGUAGUCUCAUCGGCUUGCUUGCUGUUGGUUUCGUAUUCCUCAACUUCGUCACUGUAGAAUGGUGUAACGAAGACACCCCACACUGGAACAGAAUGCCAAUAAAAGUCCAACGUCUUCGAGUUACAGCAGAGUCUAUUGAAGGUUUUUUUAUCCAAAUGUGGGACUUCUUUUGUAUAUUGCUCCUGUUUCCUUUGCCUUUGGUCAACAACCUUCAUCUUUUGACGUUAAACUUGUUGGGGUCAUUCAUUGACAUAACUUUCAAGCUUUUCUUACAGUUGUAUGGUAUCUACAGGAUUCAUUGGAUGUCAUUUCCUCUAAACGUGUUGUUUUGCCUGCUAAUAGUUAUCAAUAACUAUCUUUUAGCCCGCCACUUUUGUCCUCAUUCUUUCAAGAACGCUGUAAGAAUAGACUUUAUCCUUUCUGCACAGUUCCUUCUAGGAAUUCCAGUGGCACUUUUCUUGGUUUAUAAACUGUUUCCAUUAUACGUUGGGCAAGUGGCUCAAACGAAACUCAUCCUGGCUGGACUAUGUCCUCUGAUUUCAGCCUUCCCUAAGGUAGUGUGUCGGUUUUGUGCUCAGAGCUUAAAAGGUAUCAUCCAUCCUGGAACAGCUCAUGUUCUCGUUGCCGUGAUCUAUGGAGCUUCUGCAGUUGUGUUUCGUGUGAUGCAAGCAGAACUGACGAGCCUUGGUCUCUUUAUAACUCUGGGAAUAGCCCAUGCCGUCAUGGAUCUUCUAGAGAGGAUUACUAUUACAAUGAGAGAUCAUAUCUGGGAGUAUUUGUAUCGCUUGGUGCGACGACAGAGAAGUAGACGACCAAAGUACAUCAGCCCAAGAAGCAGGCGUUUUAUUGCAGAUGUGAGCAUCCAGAUUAUGAUGCAAGAGGCCACUGCUAUGAUCACUGCAUUAGGAUUCAUCAAUAUUUACCAAUUUUUAUACAGUGAUCCCAAACCUUUCUCUAAUUAUCACCUUAUAGCUGACUUCUUUAUCCGUGCAGCCAUUGGCUUAUUCAUUGACUUGGUUUUUAAUGUAAUUUCUCUCUUCAUCCAAACUCGUGUCAUGAAUGUUGCGGUCAACAGAGUUUGGAAAAAGAAAUGGCGUUACCACAUGUUAGUCAACGUCCUGCUCAUUUCUGUUUCGGUUCUAUAUUUCAGUGGCCAUAUGUAUGAGAUAGUCAGGAGUAAGUAUGAAAAAACUGGAGCUAGGGUAUCGCCAUAUUCAUCGAAUUGUUCCUUUCCCAGCUUCUUUUGAAUUUAAGUCUUAGCUUCAUAUGUUACAUAUAUUUGCCAUUGAAUUUUACUCACGGAUCAAGACUUGACAAAUACUUGAGACUAAGUUUCAAUACAGUUCAAAGAAUGAAAUGGCUAUUUCGACCUAUAAAGCCAUUUUAAAAAGUUUAAGUGAAGUAAGCGAGUGUUCGUGGCUGAGAUAAUGAAUCAAUGUCUUCGCAUUAGUUCUGACAUCUAAUAGGCCCUUUACAGUUAACGGUCACGUGUCUGUACUGGU
Messenger RNA from Actinia tenebrosa (Australian red waratah sea anemone), 1822 nucleotides. RefSeq lists its product as uncharacterized. The record is from RefSeq and is a predicted model, not a curated record. Lineage: Eukaryota; Metazoa; Cnidaria; Anthozoa; Actiniaria; Actiniidae.